AUGCCAGAGAUAUGCCCCAACGGUGUGACAAUAAGAGGUCACAGGGGCAAGAGCUCCUGCAGGCUGAUCCUCCAUGGUGGGAGCAGUGUUGAUAAGGGCACACACUACAUGGAUAUUGUGUCAGAGAUUAAGGAGGGAUUAGUCUUGAGCAAAGGAACACGCUACAGUGCUGCUACAUGUCGCACAGCACACAUACCUGCACAGCAGACUCCUGCACCUCUACCACUCAAGCCAGUCCGGGCUGUACACUUCUCCAAUGAUAUUAUCUUCCAGGACCUUGUCCGACAUGGUGAGAUGGAGCAGAUUGGACGCUUUAUGAGAGCGAAGAAAGUACGUCUGCAUACCCUCUUCCCAUCUGGUAUGGCAGCACUCCAUGAGGCCGUACUCACAGGGAACCUGGAUUGCGUGAAGCUGCUGGUGAGAUAUGGAGCUGAUGUCCACCAGAGAGAUGAGGACGGCUGGACGCCGCUGCACAUGGCCUGCAGUGAUGGCUUCCCCGAAAUCGCCAGCUACCUGCUCUCUCUUGGUGCCAGUGCAUUUGCAGAGAACGAGAAUGGGGAGAAGCCAGCGGACCUCAUUGACCCAGACUGUAAGGAGCUGGUCAAUCUAUUUGAGGCAGGCUGUGUGUAA
Molecule: messenger RNA, 630 nt
Organism: Salvelinus namaycush (lake trout)
Lineage: Eukaryota; Metazoa; Chordata; Actinopteri; Salmoniformes; Salmonidae
Product: protein phosphatase 1 regulatory subunit 27-like
Exons: 4
Coding region: 1-630 (209 amino acids)
Molecular function (GO): phosphatase binding
Source: RefSeq, a predicted model, not a curated record